AUGGGGCCCCCUCCACCCAAGGCCAGGGGACUCUGGAUCCAACUCCAGAAACUUCUGACCUCCUGGCUGGCGGGACAGCAAGACUGGGACCAGUAUCUGGACGAGGCCUACAUGCUGCAACAGAAGAGGAUUCGAGAGUCUCCUCUGCUUCGGGCAGCCAAGGACAACGACCUGUGUGUCCUGAAGGAACUUCUGCUGGACCGAACCUGUGACUUUCGGCAACGAGGAGCCCUGGGGGAGACGGCGCUGCACGUGGCGGCCCUCUAUGACAACCUAGAGGCCGCCAUGGUGCUGAUGGAGGCCGCCCCGGAGCUGGUCAAGGAGCCCACCAUCUGUGAGCCGUUUGUAGGUCAGACGGCACUGCACAUAGCCGUCAUGAACCAGAACGUGAACUUGGUGAAAGCCCUGCUCGCCCACGGGGCCAGCGUCUCUGCAAGGGCGGUAGGCUCAGCCUUCUGCCUCAGUCCCCACAACCUCCUCUACUUUGGGGAGCACCCUUUGUCCUUUGCGGCCUGCAUGGGCAGCGAGGAGACCGUGAGGCUGCUCAUUGAGCACGGCGCUGACAUCCGGGCCCAGGACUCCCUGGGAAACACAGUGUUGCACAUCCUCGUCCUGCAGCCCAGCAAAACCUUUGCCUGCCAGAUGUACAGCCUGCUGCUGUCCUACGACGGGCGCGGGGACCACCUGCAGUCCCUGGACCUCGUGCCCAAUCACCAGGGUCUCACCCCCUUCAAGCUGGCUGGAGUGGAGGGCAACACCAUGAUGUUCCAGCACCUGAUGCAGAAGCGGAAGCACAUCCAGUGGAUGUGCGGGCCGCUGACCUCCACCCUCUACGACCUCACGGAGAUCGACUCCUGGGGAGAGGACGUGUCAUUUCUAGAGCUUGUGGUCUCCUCCAAGAAGCGAGAGGCUCGCCAGAUCCUGGAACAGACCCCAGUGAAACAGCUGGUGAGCUUCAAGUGGAGGAAGUAUGGGCGGCCAUACUUCUGCAUCGUGGGGGCCCUGUACGUGCUCUAUAUGAUCUGUUUCACCAUGUGCUGCAUCCAUCGCCCUCUCAAGCCCCGUAGUGGCAACCGCACAAACUCCCGAGACAUCACCAUCCUCCAGCAGAAGCUGCUCCAGGAGGCCUAUGUGACUCAGCAGGAUAAAAUCCGGCUGGUGGGGGAGCUGAUGACGGUCUUCGGGGCUGUGAUCAUCCUGUUCCUAGAGAUCCCGGAUAUCUUCAGGGUUGGUUUCUCUCGCUAUUUUGGACAGACUGUCCUCGGGGGGCCGUUCCAUGUCAUCACCAUCACCUAUGCCUCGCUGGUGCUGGUGACCAUGGUGAUGCGGCUUUCCAACACCAACGGGGAGGUGGUGCCUAUGUCGUUCGCCCUGGUGCUGGGCUGGUGCAGUGUUAUGUACUUCGCUCGAGGAUUCCAGAUGCUGGGUCCCUUCACCAUCAUGAUCCAGAAGAUGAUUUUCGGAGACCUGUUGCGUUUCUGCUGGCUGAUGGCUGUGGUUAUUGUGGGAUUUGCCUCAGCGUUCUUUAUCAUUUUCCAGACAGAGGACCCAUCCAACCUGGGGCAAUUCUAUGACUAUCCCAUGGCGCUGUUCAGCACCUUUGAGCUUUUCCUCACCAUCAUCGACGGGCCUGCCAACUACGAUGUGAACUUGCCCUACAUGUUCAGCAUCGUCUACUUUGCCUUUGCCAUCAUCGCCACGCUGCUCAUGCUCAACCUGUUCAUUGCUAUGAUGGGCGACACACACUGGCGGGUGGCCCAUGAACAGGACGAGCUCUGGAGGGCCCAGGUCGUGGCCACCACGGUGAUGCUGGAGAGGAAGAUGCCUCGCACCCUGUGGCCUCGCUCUGGCGUCUGUGGGUACAAGUACGGGCUGGGGGACCGCUGGUUCCUGCGAGUGGAGACCAACCAAGACCAGAAUGCUUUGCGAGUACGUCGCUAUGUGGAAGCCUUCAAGGGCUCAGACAAGGAGGAAGAACAUGAGCAUCUUUCUGAGAAACAGCCCUCUGUGGCUGAAAGUGGGAUUCUCGCCAGGGCCUCCCUGGCCCUCCCGACUCCCUCCCUGUCCCGGACCACAUCUCGAAGCAGCAGCAGUCACCGGGGCUGGGAGAUCAUUCGUCGCAACACCCUGGGACACUUGAAUCUGGGACUGGACCUUGGGGAGGGGGAUGGAGAGGAAAGUGUCUAUCACAUAUGAUUAGGACCCCUGUUACUCUCCUCCCGACUCCAGGUAGGCCUGGGGUGGGGGGCGGGCAGAGAGAGAGACACUGCCUAUGCAAGCGUCUGACUGACCUUCAUGCCCAUUAAUCCUGGGAGGGUGGACAGAAUAAUUCUUAAAGGCCAUCCAUGCCUUGCCCUUCACAUCAGCAUCUAGGGAUGAGCAAAGGGCCCCACAUAUCUUCUGUCUUCUUGGAAGUCCCACAUCUUGGGAAAAGGGGGUAUCUUUUCAAGCAGAGUUAGACUUGGCAACUGAAGACAUGAGGUAGGGGCGCUAGGCCAAUGACUGGGUCAUCUUCCUUUCCACCCCAUGAGGCCCUAGAUUGUAAGCUGUGAAUCCUCCCUGGUUCCACAGGGCUUCAUGUGGGAAGAGCCAGGCAUGGCAUUGAGGUUGUAGCCUCUCGCCUCUUCUCGUACCCCGUAGGACUCUCUCCCCACCUACCAACCAAACCCCAACGAGAAAACUGCAAGAAAAA
This is a messenger RNA of Lagenorhynchus albirostris (white-beaked dolphin), 2692 nucleotides long. It is a transcript of the gene TRPV5, whose product is annotated as transient receptor potential cation channel subfamily V member 5. The transcript has 15 exons. Bases 1 to 2196 code for a protein of 731 amino acids. The record is from RefSeq and is a predicted model, not a curated record. Gene Ontology annotation, cellular component: membrane. Lineage: Eukaryota; Metazoa; Chordata; Mammalia; Artiodactyla; Delphinidae. Gene Ontology annotation, molecular function: protein binding; calcium channel activity. Gene Ontology annotation, biological process: calcium ion import across plasma membrane.